GCGAUGCCUGCGCCGCACACCUCCGCUAAGCUGCUCUUCGCUCACCACUAAGACUUGACGAAGAGAGGAAGAGGAAGCCGAGAACAGAAUAAUAAGCGGAAAGUCUCUCACUGCAAACUAAGACAGGAACGGGUUUGUAGCUUCUUUCGGUGGAAGCAUUUGCUGUAGCUGCUGUGUGUGGGGAAUAAGAAAGCAAGAGCAAGAGAGAGUAAGCGAAAGAGAAAGAUCGUGAGACAACCACCGGCGUCUCCCAAAUGGAGUGGAAUGGGUUUAAGAUGGGGUCGACAGAGACACAGUGGCGUCAGGCAGAGCUCCCACAGCUCCAAGGCUGGGCAGAGAAGGGAUUGCUGACACAGCCAAAGAUGAUUAUCAGUAACAUGGAGGCUCCAGUGACAAACGGACCAAGUGGAGGAGGCACCACAGCCAACGGGCCAACCACUAACAACCGCGGUUGCCCCUCGCCCAUGCAGACGGGGCCAACAAAUGACGACAGCAAGACUAACCUCAUUGUCAACUACCUGCCACAGAACAUGACCCAGGAGGAGUUCCGCAGCCUUUUCGGUAGCAUUGGCGAGAUCGAAUCCUGCAAACUGGUUCGCGACAAGAUCACAGGUCAAAGUCUGGGUUACGGCUUUGUCAACUACAUCGAUCCAAAGGACGCAGAGAAAGCCAUCAACACGUUAAAUGGACUCCGACUUCAGACCAAAACAAUCAAGGUCUCGUAUGCGCGACCCAGCUCUGCUUCGAUCCGUGACGCCAACCUCUACGUGAGCGGCCUGCCCAAGACCAUGACCCAGAAGGAGCUGGAGCAGCUUUUCUCGCAGUACGGACGCAUCAUCACCUCCCGCAUCCUUGUCGACCAGGUCACAGGCGGCUCCCGAGGUGUGGGGUUCAUCCGCUUUGAUAAGAGGAUAGAAGCUGAGGAGGCUAUCAAAGGCCUCAAUGGACAGAAGCCAUCGGGCGCGGCUGAGCCUAUCACGGUCAAAUUCGCCAACAACCCCAGCCAGAAGACCAGCCAGGCCCUCCUCUCGCAACUGUACCAGUCCCCCAACCGCCGAUACCCCGGGCCCCUCCACCACCAGGCUCAGAGGUUCAGGCUGGACAAUUUGCUUAAUAUGGCCUAUGGCGUAAAGAGGUUUUCGCCAAUCACCAUCGACAGCAUGACCAGCUUGGUGGGCAUGAACAUCCCCGGGCACACCGGCACCGGUUGGUGCAUCUUCGUCUACAACCUGUCCCCCGAUUCGGACGAGAGCGUGCUGUGGCAGCUCUUCGGGCCGUUCGGUGCCGUCAACAACGUCAAGGUGAUCCGUGACUUCAACACCAACAAGUGCAAAGGUUUCGGCUUUGUCACCAUGACAAAUUACGACGAGGCGGCCAUGGCCAUCGCCAGUCUCAACGGUUACAGGUUGGGCGACCGCGUCCUGCAAGUCUCCUUCAAGACAAACAAGGCCCACAAGUCCUGAACUCGAACAAGGUAGAAGCAGUUUCCCCGCAGCAGCAUCUGCAGCUCUGUCCGCUCCAAAAUGACCCCCCCAGGCCCCAACCAUCCUCCACCUCCACCCCCACCUUUAGCCCCUCCAGUCACCACUAUGACCAUCACCAUCCUGCAGUCAUCCAGCACAGAAAACUGGAACAUAAAGCAACCAUCCAACCCAAUUGAACUAGAAAUGGCUUAUAUCAUAACUUUGGACCUAUAAGCCAACGUUGCCUAAGUAUUACAAAAAUGAAAAUGAAGAAAAUGUUCAUGCGUUUUGGGAAGUUCCUGAUAAAACGCAGGCUUCUCAUUGUUGUAUAUUCUUUCUGUUUGUCCUGGUUGCUAAAUUGAGUUUUCUCUUCUGUGUAAACAGUAGCAAUUCCCCCCACCACCUUUAGAGAAGAGAAUAUCCUUUUUAGACCACUGUCUCGAUUCAGGAUUAGCUUUUCUUUUGUAUAUCCGGAUCCACUGUCGUUAGUAUCCUGUACCUCCCAGUCACUAUAGGGAGGGGGGCUCUUUUUUUAGCAAUUGAUGAACCAUUCAUUCAUUUAUAGUCGUAUUAAAAGGUCCACUUAUUGAUUCUCGAUGGGAUUUCCCACUCCCACCGAUUCUGAUGUAAUAGAACAAAAAAAAUGACUUUCUAACAUUGUUUUUGUUUUAUAUCGCAAACAAAACAAUGUCUU
This is a messenger RNA of Phycodurus eques (leafy seadragon), 2157 nucleotides long. RefSeq names its product ELAV like neuron-specific RNA binding protein 4 (gene elavl4). Gene Ontology annotation, cellular component: ribonucleoprotein complex. Bases 255 to 1463 code for a protein of 402 amino acids. NCBI's taxonomy places the organism in Eukaryota, Metazoa, Chordata, Actinopteri, Syngnathiformes, Syngnathidae. The record is from RefSeq and is a predicted model, not a curated record. The transcript is spliced from 8 exons. Gene Ontology annotation, molecular function: RNA binding.